Molecule: messenger RNA, 2547 nt
Organism: Pogona vitticeps (central bearded dragon)
Lineage: Eukaryota; Metazoa; Chordata; Lepidosauria; Squamata; Agamidae
Gene: CPNE2
Product: copine 2
Biological process (GO): cellular response to calcium ion
Cellular component (GO): plasma membrane
Molecular function (GO): calcium-dependent phospholipid binding
Source: RefSeq, a predicted model, not a curated record
GCGCUGCGCCCUCGUCUCCUCGCUCGCGCGGAGCCAGAGGCCGCCCAGCCGUGGAGCGCGCUUGGAGAGGCGGAAGUCUCCGCGCGGUUGCUGGCACCGGGCGCGCAACGGGCGGCUCUCCCCGGCACUUCUCCGGGACUUUGCCCGGCGCCAAGGAGCGAGGCAGGAGCCCUCCGGAGUAGCCCCGGAGGAACGGCGGAUCGGGGCGAGACGGCGGCGAUGAGCUCCGCUCGAGGGCUCCUCUGAACCGCGGAGAGCUGGGCGCGCCUCCCUCGGAGCUUCCGGGCAUGCCUGCGGCGGCGGUGGCCGGGCGGUGGUGAGAAGCCUCCGGCGGACGAGUCCGGAUCCCCCCCCCCGGAGCUGGAAAUUGCCAGGAACCGUUGCUGCCUGAACCAAUGGCGUAUACAAUAAGCUCUACACCUUCCGUGCCGGUAGGGCCACAGUAUUGCGUCUGCAAAGUCGAACUCUCUGUGUGUGGCCAAAAUCUUCUGGACAGAGAUGUGACCUCUAAAUCGGACCCCUUCUGUGUCUUAUUUAUGGAAGUCAAUGGGAAAUGGACAGAGAUCGACAGGACAGAGACAGCGGUAAACAACCUCAACCCUGCCUUCUCCAAGAAGUUCAUCAUAGAUUAUCGCUUCGAGGAGGUCCAGAAGCUGAAAUUCGCCUUGUUUGAUCAAGACAAAUCGAGCAUGCAGCUGUACGAACAUGACUUCCUGGGGGAGUUUUCCUGCACAUUAGGAACGAUUGUCUCAAGCAAGAAGAUAACGCGGGCGCUCCUCCUGGGAAAUGGGAAACCAGCCGGAAAAGGAAUGAUAACGAUAGCAGCUCAAGAGCUUUCAGACAACCGGGUCAUCACGCUGAGCAUGGCUGGGAGGAAACUGGAUAAGAAGGACCUGUUUGGAAAAUCAGAUCCGUUUUUGGAGUUUUACAAACCAGGGGAUGAUGGAAAGUGGAUGCUGGUCCAUAGGACAGAGGUGAUCAAAUACACCCUGGACCCUGUGUGGAAGCCGUUCACGGUGCCUUUAAUAUCUCUUUGCGAUGGGGACGUUGAAAAGCAGGUCAAGAUUGUCUGCUACGAUUACGAUAAUGAUGGGGGCCACGACUUCAUUGGGGAAUUCCAAACCUCGGCUGCCAAAAUGUGUGAAUCUCGAGACGGCUUGGCGGUAGAAUUUGAAUGCAUAAACCCCAAAAAGCAGAAGAAGAAACGGAAUUACAAGAACUCGGGCAUCAUCAUUGUGAAGUCCUGCAAAAUCACCAGAGAUUUCUCCUUCCUUGAUUAUAUCCUCGGAGGUUGCCAGUUAAUGUUUACGGUCGGGAUUGACUUCACAGCAUCCAACGGGAAUCCUCGGGACCCCACGUCCUUGCACUACAUCAACCCCAUGGGAACCAACGAAUACCUUUCAGCUCUCUGGGCGGUGGGGCAAAUCAUUCAAGACUAUGACACAGAUAAAAUGUUUCCUGCCUUGGGUUUUGGAGCCCAGCUGCCUCCAGACUGGAAGGUUUCUCAUGAGUUCGCCAUCAACUUCAACCCGACCAACCCAUUUUGCCUCGGUGUAGACGGCAUCGUCCAAGCGUACUCUGCCUGCCUGCCCCACAUACGCUUCUACGGGCCCACCAACUUCUCCCCCAUCAUUAACCACGUGGCGCGGUUUGCAGCACAAGCCACCCAGCAGGAAUGUGCCACCCAAUACUUCAUCCUCUUGAUCCUCACCGACGGCGUCAUCAGCGACAUGGACGAGACGCGCCACGCCGUCGUCCAAGCCUCCAAGCUGCCCAUGUCCAUCAUCAUCGUCGGGGUGGGGAACGCAGACUUCGCCGCCAUGGAGUUUCUCGACGGGGACAACCGCGUGCUCCGGUCGUACACGGGAGAGGAGGCCGUGCGAGAUAUUGUCCAGUUUGUGCCAUUCCGUGAAUUCCGCAGCGCGCCGAAAGAGACGUUGGCCAAAGCCGUGCUGGCCGAGCUCCCUCAACAAGUGACCCAGUACUUCAAGCAUCAGAACCUGCCGCCCAUAAACUCUGAGCCUGCCUAGCGAAGGACCCGGUGCUUUACCUGCACGUACCCUGCCCGCAUACACACACACACCUGUCAAUGACCGGUUUGCAUGUCUCAUGUGAUUUCAGACCGUUUGUACCUUCUAUUUAUAUCAUUUAUUUUAACUUAAAAACAACCACAAAAACAAUACAAUCCAGACCUCCCCCAAAGAUGCAACUUGGAACACCAGAAACCUCUAGUCUAUGCUUAAAAUUAAUCCCCCCCCAAAAAACCCCACCCAGAUGGCCAUGCUGAACAUUUCUCCUCCUUAAAACUUCAAGAAGCAACAUUUAAGUAUGUGAAUGUACUUUGUAUUUUUGUGGAAUGAAAACAUUUUUACAACCAGGAUUCCCCCCCCCAAGCCAUGUGACGCUCUUUCUCGCUCCAUGCCCAAAGAAAAGUGGACAGUUCAUGGAUGUAUCGUAUUCGUAUUUCUCAUGUUCUACGUUCAUUUUUAUACUGUGUACUUGUUUAACAUUUGUUAUACUCAGGUUAAUAAACAAACAUGGACUCUU